Molecule: messenger RNA, 1584 nt
Organism: Arachis duranensis
Lineage: Eukaryota; Viridiplantae; Streptophyta; Magnoliopsida; Fabales; Fabaceae
Exons: 3
Coding region: 1-1584 (527 amino acids)
Source: RefSeq, a predicted model, not a curated record
AUGCGUGAUCCCGGAAAGCGUCCGCAAAUUUGGAAUUAUCCUAUCAAUCAACAAGAUGAAAUCCGUAGAGCAUACAUAAAGUUUGGACCAUAUCAAUUUAUUAUGGAUGAGUACCCUCUUUCUGGUCUAGAAAGUCAUCCUCGUCGUUUCAAAGCUCAUUGGUUUAAGAGUUUUUCUUGGCUAGAAUAUUCGCCAGAAGUGGAUGCUGCAUUUUGUCUUCCAUGCUAUUUAUUUUCUAGAAAAUCAAGUCCAUUCACAUCAGGAGGAUUUCGUAAUUGGAAAAAAGUGAAUAAUGGAAAGGAUUGUGCAUUUUUAUCUCAUGUGGGUAAAUCUCUUAAUUCUCCUCAUAAUAUUGCUGUUAAGUCUUGUAAAGAUUUGCUUAAUCAAUUAUGUCACAUUGACAAAGUAUUGGCUAAGCAAAGCUCACAACAAGUUUUAAGCAAUAGAUUGCGUCUUAAAGCCUCUAUUGAUACUGUCAAAUGGUUAACGUUUCAAGCUUGUGCUUUUAGGGGACAUGACGAGAGUCAUGAGUCUCAGAAUCGAGGAAAUUUUCUUGAAAUGUUAAAAUUAUUAGCUUCUUACAAUAAAGAAGUAGAUGCAGUUGUUUUGGAUAAUGCUCCUCAAAAUGCAAUAUACACAUCACCUUCUAUUCAAAAGGAAAUUCUACAUGUUUUUGCUAGAAAGGUGCAAAAUGAAAUUUGCAAUGAGAUUGGUAAUGCAAAAUUUUGUUUAAUUGUUGAAGCUAGAGAUGAAUUUAGAAGAGAACAAAUGGCACUUGUUGUUAGAUUUGUUGAUAAGCAUGGAUUUGUCAAAGAAAGGCUAAUAGAUGUUGUUCAUGUCAAAGAUACUACUUCUGCUACUCUAAAACAAGAGAUUUAUUCUGCAUUAUCUCAUCACAAUCUCAACAUUCAAAAUGUUCGAGGUCAAAGGUACGACGGAGUUAGUAAUAUGCGUGGAGAGUGGAAAGGGUUACAAGCUUUAAUUAUUCAAGAAUGUCCUUAUGCAUAUUAUGUUCAUUGCUUUGCUCAUCAAUUACAGCUAGCUCUUGUUGCUGCGGCUAAAGAAGUUGUUGAUGUUCAUGCUUUUUUCCAAAGUUUGAGUAAUAUUAUCAAUGUUGUGUGCUCUUCUUGCAAACGCAAUGAUGAAUUACGAUCUGCUUAUGCAACUGAAAUUUCCCAUUUAGUUGCAACUAAUCAAAUUGAAACAGGAAGAGGAGCAAAUCAAAUUGGCACAUUAAAAAGAUCAGGAGAUACCAGGUGGAGCUCUCACUUCAACUCAAUUUGUAGCCUUUUACGUAUGUUUGGAGCAACAACUUCAGUUCUGGAAGAUUUGGCUACUAAUGGAUCUACAUAUUCUCAACGUGCAACAACUGAACGGGCCUUUUCAGCUAUGAAGAUUAUUAAAACAAGGCUUCGAAACAAGAUGGAAGAUGAAUUUUUAGCAGAUUGUAUGAUUUUUAGGCUCCUCGAGAACGUCAAGAUGGAUCAGGUGAAGCCAUUAAUAAAGAAUGAUGUUCUUACUGUCAUUGUUCCUAAGGAAGAAGUUAAGAAACCUGAUGUUAAAUCCAUUCAAAUUACUGGUUAA